AUCAAGUUCUUUGUGUGAAGUAUUUGAUCAAAUUCAGGAAAUACUGUCUUGAUGUGACAAGAGGCUAAAGUUUUGAGCCUUUCAGCAAUAUCAGUAGAAUUGCUGGAUUCCUGCAAGUCUGAAACUCGCCACAGUAGCGGUGGGAAGGACCCGCCCCUUUUAAGGCAGCGAUCUCCAGCCCUGGAGGUUAAUGUUCGGAUCAGUGCGAAAGCAGGAAUACGGAAGAGUAAAACACGAUCAACAGCUGCUUCAGCCAAACCCCCGAGAUCUCCGCCAGUGUCAUAAGCACUUAGCACUGAGCCGAGCAGCAGUGAAAGAGAGCGCUGGAUCCCGUCUCGGUGCCUCGCCAUGAAUACCGCGCUAUAAGCAUUAAAGGUGGCUGAAGUUUACAAGUAUAUAUGCCCAAGAGGAUCAAUACUUAGGAACGGGAAGACACAGAAUCCAUUUAUGUCAGCUUAACAGCAACCUUUAAAACCUUCUUCAAAGGCCAUACAACUAAGCUGUACAACCUCAAAAAGUAAAAUGAGUUAUCUUUGGAAAUCCUGCAGUUAAUCAUGUUUGUUGGGAAGAUUGGACAGAUUUUCACCUUGAGCCAACACUUAAGAUUCAACGCAUUCACUUCAUUGUUUCUCGAAUUUCUCAGCAAGUAAUUUUCUCCAAAGCUAGUCAUCGUUGGCUGUAUCGCCAGACCUAAGAGCACAACAAACAUUGCUACUGCAGAAGCAUGUCCAAAACCACUGAGAUUGUCAAUCUGUCAUUCCUGUUGGAAAAUGAGAAGAAAAUGAUUCUAGAAGUUUUGAACCGAGACGAAUUGUUGAGAAAAGCUGAAGAGAAGAGAAUAAGGAAAUUAAAGAAUGAGCUCAUCAAAAUCCGUGGUGGCGGGGUGAAUCGAAGAAGGCAGCAAAUUAAUGAGAGAGUCUGUAAACGAUGCCAGAAGACACUUGGCCUAAUCUUCUUUAGAGGGGACCUGUGCCAGAUGUGCAAUGAUCGCGUGUGUGCAGAAUGUCGUGUUAUAGUCAAAAACGGGAGCUGGAAAUGCACAGCCUGUGCUAAAAUUGCACAGUUGAGGGAAGUCACUGGUGAAUGGUUUUUUGAAGAAAGAGCAAAGCGUUUUAAGAAUGUCUCAGGGUUGGGAAGUGAAAUGAUCAAGCAAUCCCUCAGGAACUCUACAGAAGACAAGACUGAGCAAUCAAAGGGAAAAGCACACCAGAAAAAUACAGAGGAAACUUCAAAGUCCUUCACAAUGACCAGAAAUGAGAAGAAGAUGGUCCCAGAUGCAUUUAAAAGGUUGAAAAAACGUGGCAAAUCGAAGGUACAGAAUGAUCAGGGACUAGACACAAAGUUGGAGGAUGGAAGAAGCAAUGGCUAUGCAGGCUCAGACUUUGAAAUGGAAAGCAUACAUUCUACAACUCGCUCUGGCAGCAGAAUGACAACACCAGGACCACAGCUCUCACCAGCAUCCAGUAAACACAGCAUUGUAUCAGAUUACGGGAAGAAGGCAGCAUCUACAGAAAGUAUUGACACUCUAUCAAUGAGUAACAGUGUGCCCGAGGGCCUGUCCAAGGGAAAGCACAAUAUGCCUACAAUAGCAAUUUCAAAAUAUUCAAUUUCAUCAGAUAGAAGUAAAUCUGAGCUGGACUUGAGUGGAUCCUGUGCAUCAGGGAUUGAAGAUUCCAUUAGCCUCAGAUGUAAAUCUGUCCCCAGAGGUCUCAAUGAAGCCAAGGAUUACCUUGAAGAAGAUGACUUUGAUGAAGAAGACAUUGAUGAUUUGGUCUCUAUGUAUCGCCCAAACAGCACAAGAAGCAGUCUGGGAAGUGGGUUAUCUGUAACCAGUUUAAAUAGUAUGAUGAGUGUCUACAGUGAAACAGGAGAUUAUGGCAACGUGAAUAUCAGUGGAGAAAUUCUCCUUGGAAUCAAUUACAGCUACAAAAGUGGGGCAUUAAGCAUUUCUGUGAAAGAAUGCCGCAAUUUAGCGAUUGCUGACGAGAAGAAGCAAAGAACUGAUCCCUACGUGAAGAUGUACCUCCUCCCAGACAAAUCUCGUCAAAGCAAACGCAAGACCAAGCUCAAAUCCAACACCACAAAUCCAGUUUUCAAUGAAACAUUAAGGUAUGUAAUCAAUCACACACAACUGGAGACAAGGACUCUACAAGUCUCUGUCUGGCACUAUGACAGGUUUGGGCGGAACAGCUUCCUGGGUGAAGUGGAAAUACCAUUUGACUCCUGGGAUAUGGAAAAACAAAUUGAGGAUUGGUUUCUACUGCAGCCUAAGAUUGACCCUGCAAUUGACAAUGUCCUACAAUACAAAGGGGAAUUGACAAUUUCUUUGCGUUAUACCCCAGUUGGUCAGCAUUUAAGCCUUCCACCAGAACAAGGAAAAGCUAAAAGAAGUUUUAUUAAAGGGAAAAAGGGUUCUGCCCAAGCAUCAAAUGGUGGAGUAGUGGAGGUGCUCAUUAAGGAAGCAAGAAAUUUAACUGCAGUAAAAAGUGGAGGAACUUCAGAUACCUUUGUAAAAGGAUAUUUACUUCCUGAUGACAACAAAGCUUCUAAGCACAAAACGCAUAUUGUUAAAAAGAGCGUAAAUCCCCAGUGAACACAUCUU
Messenger RNA from Pristis pectinata (smalltooth sawfish), 2602 nucleotides. RefSeq names its product synaptotagmin-like 5 (gene sytl5). Gene Ontology annotation, molecular function: small GTPase binding; neurexin family protein binding; phospholipid binding. The transcript has 16 exons. Gene Ontology annotation, cellular component: plasma membrane; exocytic vesicle. The record is from RefSeq and is a predicted model, not a curated record. The coding region runs from base 725 to 2593 and encodes 622 amino acids. Gene Ontology annotation, biological process: exocytosis; intracellular protein transport. Lineage: Eukaryota; Metazoa; Chordata; Chondrichthyes; Rhinopristiformes; Pristidae.